AUUUCCAUCUAGCAGGGCCUUGAAUAUAUUGUCAAAAUUAAGCAGUUAUUGCCCUUCCAAGAGCUCCCAAAGAGAAUGAUCGGUGGCAGUUCGAGGAAUUACUGGGUGUUUUGGCCGCCCGCCCUUCAGCUGCUCAACUUUCCUUCGCAGCAGCAGCAGGAGCAGGUCCCCCGUCCGGCGGUUCACUUUGAGUAUCCUCCGGGUCACCAGCUCCGCAUCGCACCCCAUCGCUUGAGAGCACCACGGACUGUUCCCGAUGCCGAUGCCUCCAGUUCCCCGGAGACCGGAAAUGGGCCCAAGCCGGAAGUGAUUUUCAUGCGGCGCUGCUACAUGAUGGCCGGCCUAUUCUCAGUCACCACCGCGAUCAUGGCAAUGAUCCUGUCGAAGGCCCUUCCUUUAGAAGCCGAUCUCGUGCUGCCCGGCUUUAUUUGCGGAGUGGUGUCCCUUUUCGUACUUUUCGUGCUCUGCAUCGGAACCAAGUGCCGGAAGUUCUACUGGUUCAGUUUCAUCCUGGCAGGCAUGUUCUCGAGUCUUGCUGGCGUGAGCGUGAUCCUGGUUCUCCUGGAACGAAACCUAGUGGUCGUGUGCCUCGCCCUUCUGGCUGCCUCCGCCGUGAUUGUGAUCUGCUAUUUUGCUGGAGCCUGGCUGCCCAGGAUCGUUCUCCCUGGCGAGGCAACCAUAUUGCUCCUGGUCUUCGUCUUCGUGGUGGCCUCCAUCUUCGUGCUGAUCAUGUUUGUCUUCACGAACAGGAGGAUCUACCAACUGUUGUACUUCAUUUUUUUGGCCAUUAUGGUGAUUCCCACAGCCCUGUACCAUGCUCAGGUGGUUCACGGCAGGCGGUUCAAGCUUCCCGUCUACGAGUUCGUUAUUUGCGCCGUCACAGUCUAUCUGCACUUUCUGUUGUCCUUCACAGCCUUUUACUACCUCAUCUGGACACCCAGGUGGUGAUCACUUCUGGGCCUACGGCUUCUUCAGGUGGCUGGACACCAUCACAACGGCUGGAGUUUAAAUGUGGAAAUUCGGCUCGGAUUUGAGUUGAGUAUACUGUCUUUGGCUAA
Drosophila subpulchrella is the source of this 1058-nucleotide messenger RNA. RefSeq lists its product as uncharacterized. NCBI's taxonomy places the organism in Eukaryota, Metazoa, Arthropoda, Insecta, Diptera, Drosophilidae. Bases 76 to 948 code for a protein of 290 amino acids. The transcript has a single exon. The record is from RefSeq and is a predicted model, not a curated record.